Molecule: messenger RNA, 1610 nt
Organism: Prorocentrum cordatum
Lineage: Eukaryota; Dinophyceae; Prorocentrales; Prorocentraceae
Source: the annotation of a GenBank genome assembly
GAAGAGGACAGAGAGAACGGCCAGAUAAGCUGUUGAAGUCCCGGGACCCUCCCAGCCUCAGAGAAUCUGAAAUCAGGCACGCGGUCCUGCAACUUGCGUGCAAGAGCGUCCCACUGGAGUGAGACAGGCAAGGUUAAAAAUUACCCCCAAACGCAACUGAAAGACUGAAUGGUGGACGAGGCUAUCCACACGGCCAUAGGCAGCGCGAGCGAGCAGCGGCUCCUUGGAAGGAGCGGCCAACAAGGUCGGGCGACAUGUCAGUGGCCCACCCCCGCACGCAGCCGGCGCGUGCGCCACUUUACUGCACGAGAACGGCCAUCCUGGCGCAUCCCGUGCCACGACCCCGGGAAAAGAGGAGACGAGAGGGGAAGGACGGAGGAGGGGAAGGAUUGAGGGGGAGAAGGAGGGAAAAGGGAACGCAAAAACAAUUCCGACUCCGAGCGUGCGAAAUAUUGACCACGCGGCCAGGGCAGAGACGAAGCCUGAUGAAAGAAAUUCGUUAUGUUGCCUCCUCCCCGCAACGGCGCUGCAGUCAAGCGCGCGCGACUGGAACGAAGACGCGCGCACUCCAAACCGCCGAGGAGGGGGAGAGGAGGAAGGGGGAAUGGGGAGGGAGGAGCGAGAGAGGGGGGGGGCGAGGCGAGCGGGACGGAGGGCCACGCCUCGACCAUCGAACAGGCAACAGCGCUCAGCGCGCGCCCGCCGCGCUCCACGCGGGGCGGCCGGGGAAGAGGGAGGGGGGGGGGGGGCGCGACGCGACCGACGACGCAGCAAACGACGACAGGAAGGAGGGAGGGAGGGGGGGGAAGGCGCGGAUGGAGUCGAACGAAAAAGUACAGCCUGCGCGCCAGAGCCGCAGCCCAGAACGUUAUCCAACGGAAGGAGGCGGCGCAAACCGCGCGCGCCCGCCGCGUCCUGGCGGCUUGAGGGAGGAGGAGGAGGAGGAGGAGGAGGAGGAGGAGGAGGAGGAGGAGGAGGAGGAAGAGCAGAAGGAGGAGGGAGGACAAAAGAGACUGAACUGCCCUGCUGUUGCGCCCAAGCAACAAAAGAAAUGGCGAGCCCGCGCGUUGCCUCACGAGAACUCACGCGCCUUCUGCCGCAAGGCGCCCUCAGGGGUGCACGCCCCAGCGUGCCGUUUCCAGCAGUGCGUCAGGUAGACGCUGCACGUCAGGCGCGCGCGGCGCUGCAGCUCCCCCGAAGCAGCCGCGCUCCAGGCCGGCUCCAGCAGCACGAACCUCGCGAGCCUGGAAUGACGGGUGGCGGGGCGGGCCAACCCGAAGUGCGUCACUCCGAAUAAUGCUCGAUGGAAUCCUCGCCCACCACGCAUCCGAAGACGCAUGCUGCAUGGCCUUGGAAACGGCGCGCGGUGAUCCACCCGUUUCAGAGGGAGCGCAAGCACGCCGCGAGAACGCGGGGCAGCACCGCCCGGGACACGGCCAGAUACGCGGCCAGCGCCCUGUCGGCCAUCUCCUGCAGUCAUGCCGCAUAGCCCGCUGUAUCCCUGUGAUCACUGGGGAUACAAAAAAAGCAUAUUGCGACUCAGGCGACGACCAGGGGCCUACCUACGAAAAUGUUGGGGGGAGUGGUGAAUUGUCUAAGGCCACUGCCGC